Myotis brandtii (Brandt's bat) is the source of this 2942-nucleotide messenger RNA. RefSeq names its product XRCC6 binding protein 1 (gene ATP23). The record is from RefSeq and is a predicted model, not a curated record. Gene Ontology annotation, biological process: mitochondrial protein processing; mitochondrial proton-transporting ATP synthase complex assembly. Gene Ontology annotation, cellular component: extrinsic component of mitochondrial inner membrane. NCBI's taxonomy places the organism in Eukaryota, Metazoa, Chordata, Mammalia, Chiroptera, Vespertilionidae. Bases 2162 to 2686 code for a protein of 174 amino acids. Gene Ontology annotation, molecular function: metalloendopeptidase activity. The transcript is spliced from 5 exons.
GUAAAGCAGAGUGUUUUUUUAUAUACAUAUAUUUUAUUGUUGAUAAGGUGAAGCGGAGUUGUGAAGAGCCACGUUCAUUAAGGCAUACUUACUGCUGGCAGUGCAAAAACGACAGUUUUACAAACCUGCCCUUCGUUGGAAGGGGCCUGUAGCCUUCGUACAUGGAUGGGCUGCAGAGUGUAGGAACCCCUGAAAUGGACUGGGAAAUCGCGUGUGCAUGCCCCUAAGUGCAUUUUCUGGAGAGAGAGUUUAUAGCUUCAUUAUAUCCUCAAGACCCCCACGACCCAAAACGGUUAAGAGCCACUGCUGUGGGUUCAGUAAGGACACAACUACCUGCCCACCAGUGUCUGUCUUCCCAGGGGCCUUGCACUAGAGUUCUUAUUUACAUCGACAAGCUUACUUCAGACACAUUUAGAAAUCAGUCUCAAACGUACUUGUCCUAAAGCGAGGUUACUGUUACAUAGUUGGCCAGUCACAGUUCAAAAGUCAGCCCCCCGGCUCUGGCUGGGUAGCUCAGUAGAUUUGAGCAUCAUCCCCAUAUACCAAAGCCGAGGUUCGAUCUGGGUCUGGGCAAAUACAAGAAACAACCAAUGAAUGCAUAAAUAAGUGGAACAGCAAAUCAAUGUUUCUCUCUCUCUCUUUCUCUCUCAAAUCAACAAUAAUAAAAAACCCAUCCACCCCAAGGUUUUCCAACGAGUUACCAGCAUAUAGGGAAUCAAGGGAGGUGGGUGGAGGAAGGGGAGUAGAGAGAAUAAUGACAUUCUAUUUACAGUAUGUAUUGGGUACCUCCUAGGUUCUGGUGUGGGAAAAUAAAAUACCAAGAUGACUAAAGACCUUGCUUUUAAGAUGUUUCAGUGGAACACGGUGGAAAGAACAUGGGAUGCAGAUUAGACAUUGGUUCAAAUUCUGGUCCCUCUCCAUUAGGUGUAGAAGAGUGAUUUAACUCUCUGAUCCCCUCUAUUCCUAUCUGCAAAGAAGAAAGGGGAGGGGUGGGAGAGGCCUAAAAAUACCUCUUGUAGGGUUGUGAGGAAUAGAUUUUAUGAAUGUAAAGUGCCAGCAUAUCAGGAGCUGAAUAAAGGGUAGAUGUUCUUGCAGUGGAAGAGCCAAGCGGUGGAGGAAAAAGUUGAGAUAGGAUGUGAGGUGCUGGACAUGAACCCCCGUGGGAAUGAGCAGGCCUCAGCCUUCCACAGGGAGGGCUACUGGGAGAACCUGUUGGUGGUAUUAAACCUUCAACCUACAGCUUUGAAAUUCUAUACCUGAGGCUGGGGUGACUGGAGAAACCAAGCCUCACGGGAGAUUUUUGUUUUCUUUUUCUAUAAAGCAAAUUGUGUGACCCUUCAGUCCUCAGGCUGAUGCUCUGACCCCUGAGCAACUGGCCAGGGCGGCUGUCUGGUUUUUGAGGCUACUCGUCUAUUGUAUCAAAACCUUUAAUUGUUGGAAAAAUCCUUUCUCAUACUGAGUUGAAAUUUGCCCCAUCUAACUUCUACCCCUUGGUCCUUGAGCUAUCCUCUUAAGAAAUAGCAACUGAAUCUAUUCCCACACGGUACCCCUUUAAAUACUUGAAGCUACUGUGGUCCCAGUUAUGCCUUUUUUCUCCUUUCCAAGUCCACAAAUCCUUUCUUGCGUCUCAAUGAACAUAGUCCUGUGCUGUGCUAAUCGCCUUCCCUCACGGAGGAGCGUCAGCUGGCAGGUCCCGUGGAGAGUGGCACUCAGCCUGGGACCCCGAGCUUCAGUGUGGUCUGACCCGAUCGAUAGGCAGCAGUGGGGCUACUUACUGCCUUUCUCUGAAUCUGGAUGCUAUGCUGCUGUUUGCUUCUAUGGAUAUGCCCCAAAAUUCCCUCAGUCUUUGAUCAUUUAACGAAAAUGGCCUUUAAAAACAUAUUUGAGAUUAUCUAAGAUGUUUGGUAGUACCCAUCUUGGUAUUUGUAUCAGUGCUUCAUUUCAUUGAAGACUUGCUUUUAUGUUAAUUUAAGCCUGUCUUAAAAAAAAAAACAACCCACCCAAUUUUAAUAUAGUAUAACUUCAUUAAGAUUUGUGAACUGCUUUUUGAUAAUAUCUUAUACUGCUGUUUGGAUAAUUUAAUUGGCUGUAUAUUCCAAUUAGCAUACAUAAUCAAAUCAAUAUCUUUUUAGAUCCAUAUGUCAAACUUCUACUUGAUGCCAUGAAACGCUCUGGUUGUGCCGUUAACAGAGAAAGACACUUUUCUUGUGAAGACUGUAAUGGGAAUGUCAGUGGAGGCUUUGAUGCGUCAGUGUCUCAGAUUGUUUUGUGCCAGAAUAAUAUCCGUAAUCAGGCCCAUAUGAACAGAGUGGUCACCCACGAGCUCAUUCAUACAUUUGAUCAUUGUCGUGCUCAUGUCGACUGGUUCACCAAUGUCAGACAUUUGGCCUGCUCAGAGAUUCGAGCUGCUAACCUCAGUGGAGACUGCUCACUUGUGAAUGAAAUAUUCAGGCUACGUUUUGGAUUAAAACAACACCAUCAGACUUGUGUCAGAGACAGAGCCAUUCUUUCUAUCCUGGCUGUUAGGAAUGUCAGCAAAGAAGUAGCUGAAAAGGCUGUUGAUGAAGUUUUUGAAUCUUGUUUCAAUGACCAUGAACCUUUUGGAAGAAUCCCACAUAACAAGACAUAUGCAAAAUAUGCUCACAGAGACUUUCAAAACCGUCAUCGGUAUUACUCAAAUAUAUGAAGGCAAUGACAUUUUAUAUUACAGAGCCUCAGUGAUCAUGAAGAAAAUAUGGUUCUCAGGUGCACAAAUGUAUAAAACAUAAAUGAUCAAUUAAAUACAGAUAAGACAGAAGAUGCUGAUCCUAGUAUAUUAUCAGAAAAUGUAACUCUGGUGAAAAAUGAAACUGCCUUAAACUUCAAGGCAAAAUUAUAUCUGUAUAGCUAACCAUUUGGUGAAUAAGGAAAAUCAAUUACAUUUUUGUAUUUUCUACAUUGUA